GAAGAACUCCCCGGUUUCCGCCUACGUCACGCAGACGAAGAAGAAAGUGAGGCUGCCAGGAGGAAGCAUGGUACUGAGGGAAGUCCCCGCCGAGCACGUGGCUCGCCCCCUGGGCAGGAACGAGGUGAUCGGCCUGCUGUUCCGCCUCACCAUCUUCGGCGCCGUCACCUACUUCACCAUCAAGUGGAUGGUGGACGCCAUCGACCCCACCAGGAAGCAGAAGCUGGAGGCCCAGAAACAGGCGGAGAAGCUGAUGCGUCAGAUCGGGGUGAAGAACGUGAAGCUGUCGGAGUACGAGAUGAGCAUCGCCGCUCACCUGGUGGACCCGCUCAGCAUGCAGAUCACCUGGAGAGACAUCGCCGGGUUGGACGAGGUCAUCACGGAGCUCAAGGAGACCGUCAUCCUGCCGGUCCAGAAGAGACACCUGUUCCAGGGAUCCAGACUGCUGCAGCCCCCCAAAGGCGUGCUGCUCUACGGCCCCCCUGGAUGUGGGAAAACGCUGAUCGCCAAGGCGACGGCGAAGGAGGCGGGGUUCCGCUUCAUCAACCUGCAGCCCAGCACGUUGACGGACAAGUGGUACGGAGAGUCCCAGAAGCUGGCGGCCGCCGUCUUCUCCCUGGCCGUCAAGCUGCAGCCGUCCAUCAUCUUCAUCGACGAGAUCGACUCGUUCCUGCGGAGCCGCUCCAGCUCCGACCACGAGGCCACCGCCAUGAUGAAGGCUCAGUUCAUGAGUCUGUGGGACGGCCUGGACACGGACCACCACUGCCAGGUCAUCAUCAUGGGCGCCACCAACCGGCCCCAGGACCUGGACUCGGCCAUCCUGCGGCGGAUGCCCACGCGCUUCCACAUCAACCAGCCCAGCGCCCGGCAGCGUGAGCAGAUCCUGGGGCUGAUCCUGGACAACGAGAGGGUGCACUCGUCCGUCGACCUCUGCGACGUUUCCAAGGAGACGGAUGGUUUCUCAGGAAGUGACCUCAGAGAGAUGUGUCGCGACGCUGCGCUGCUGUGUGUGCGGGACUUCGUCCACAGUCAGAGUGACAGCUCCUCGGAGGACAUCAUCCGUCCCAUCCAGCAGUCCGACCUGAUGAACGCCGUUGGUAAGAUGAAGAAGUCCAAGCUGGCGGGGGGGCACGGCGCGCUGCUGCACGCCGCCCUGGACUGAUCACAUGACCCCCUCCCCUUCCCCCCGAGCAUGUGCCACUACUUCCUGUUUCUUGUUUUUAAUAAAAAAAAAAAAAACGUGACGGUGACGAUUCUACUUCCUGUUUCCACGGGUGGUGACGGGGUUCUCUGUACCCGCCCCUUCAUGGGCUCCUCCCCUUGAACUGUUGCUAUGGUGACCCCCCCCCCCCCCCCCCAUCCAGGAAGUAGGUUUCUGAGACACUUUUGUCUUCACUGGGGCUUUUAUUGUGAAAAUCUCGUGAGUUAAUAGUGAUGAUCAUGAGGAACGAAUGAAGACACAUAUCUACCAGCAGCAGUUGAAACGUCUCCGCGGCGCCUAAAGGUUCGAUCUCACUAAAUCACCAGGGGGUCUGGGCAGAACUGGCCCCGCCCCCUGUGACAUCAUCAGCAGGGUUCACUGGAUGAAAGUUCAUGGAAACCAGCGGUUAUUUAAAAAAAAAAAAAAAAAGUUUUUACGUUUGUGACUAACUUUUGGCCACGCCCACAAGUUUAAUUACCGUGGAAUCAAGUCUCGUCCACAUGGCUCUCCAGAUAUGGACCAGAACACAGGCGUUGCCGUGGCAACUGGAGGCCCGCCGGACAUGAUUGACAGCUGACCAGUGACUUUAUCAUGCCCCUGAAACUUCUCGACUUUGCCAUUUUCAUCUGUUUGGGUUCGUUGUGGCUGUUUUUUUUCUUGUGUGCAGAAUCUGGAAAAUCUGUAAAUCUCAAAUGUUUGUUCUUCCUGAAAAUAAAAAAAAUCUAAGUCA
Molecule: messenger RNA, 1931 nt
Organism: Cololabis saira (Pacific saury)
Lineage: Eukaryota; Metazoa; Chordata; Actinopteri; Beloniformes; Belonidae
Gene: atad1b
Product: ATPase family AAA domain containing 1b
Exons: 10
Coding region: 68-1162 (364 amino acids)
Cellular component (GO): mitochondrial outer membrane
Molecular function (GO): ATP binding; ATP hydrolysis activity
Source: RefSeq, a predicted model, not a curated record